UUAACCAUUCCGUUCUCAAACUUUGAGGAAGGUCCCUCAAAGUGGCACCUCAGGCCCCUGACUGGCCUCAAAGGUUAUAAAUGAUCCCCUCGUCUCGCUCCACCAUGGUCUUGUACUUGCUCUUCCCAGCUGUAAUAUUAGCAGGUAUCGUGGAAACAGGCAACGUGACUGAUGCUUUCAGCAAACUUGAGGGGACACAAACAUCCAAUGUUUCCACAAAUGUUAAUGGUGUUAUCAAGCAAGGCAAUGUCACAUCUAUUCUACACAUAGAUGAGCUGAUGAAACACAAGGGGGAUCUGGGAUUCCCAAGUAACCAGACAUUCAAUGUGACUUCAGAAGACCAUGAAAAGUUUCAGGACCUGGAGCUUAUCCUCCCAAACAAGUACUGCGAUGAGGGUUUACUGGUGCAGCACAGCAAUUCGUGCUGUGGCGCAGAGUUUCACAUGGCUAUGAUGGCUAUCAGCCCGGAGCUCUGGUGUAAUCUGGACUACAUUAUCAAACCCUACAACAACAUGUCAAAAUGCAUGGAGAGACUGACUGACCUGGUAGGGUGCUAUUUCCCGAAUCCCAACGUUCAGGACUUCUUCGUGGAGAUCCACUCCACUUAUUUCCAAAACUGCUCUGAAGAAAAGCUGCUCCUGUCAGACGCCCCUCAUGGGGUGGUGGUCGUCCUCACCCUCAUCCCGGUCAGCCUCAUCCCCGUCUUGGUUUUCCUGGUGGUUUGGAAGAGCAAGAUCCGAGAGUGAGUCAAAAACACAUAUAAUAAUGUGUGGUGCUGUGUCAACAUAUAGCACGCUUAUCCUCGGAUUUGUGGAUGGUUAAUCCAACUCGGUGAAAUAAGUUCUUUUUAAUCACUAUCUUUAGAUAGAAAUAAAGCUUUAGGAUAUGAAGUCAUAGCAAGUCGCAUAUAUAUAUAUAGUAUGUGUAUAUAUAUGUGUGUGUGUGUGUGUGUGUGUGUAUAUAUCAACACGGAUACAGAAAAAAAGAUUCUAAUACAUUGCAGUACAGGCCUGUUUCGUGCGUCUCACACUCAUCAGCUGCUAAUUUCCUGUAUCCGUGUUGAUAUUCCACUCAUUAGUUGAGCACUCACAACACCAUUGACGGUUUUGGAAAAAAACCCUAUAUAUAUAUAUAUAUAUAUAUAUAUAUGUAUAUGACAGCUUGCAGAAUAACUGUGAUUCUGUACAUGAUUUUUUUAAAUAAAAGAAAUUAAUACCAAUAUAGAAAUGUAUUUAUAAUUAAAUUUUAAUGUGUUGUUAUAUCUUUUGGAGACUACCACCCGGGGGGUUGUUGUUUGCCUACAUUUUUAUCUAAAACGACGUCACAGCUUGAAUUAUGCAGCAGAUGCAGUUUGUCAUGUUAAACUGUUGUCACAAUUAAAGGUUGAUACUCAGUUAAAGGUCAAUUUCACAAGCAAUAUUCUUUUAAUUUUGAAAUUGUUAAACUAAAACAAAUAAAGAUAAUACUCAAUAUUGUAUUGUUUUUUUUUU
Molecule: messenger RNA, 1490 nt
Organism: Lampris incognitus (smalleye Pacific opah)
Lineage: Eukaryota; Metazoa; Chordata; Actinopteri; Lampriformes; Lampridae
Product: receptor activity-modifying protein 1-like
Exons: 5
Coding region: 81-746 (221 amino acids)
Biological process (GO): intracellular protein transport; cellular response to hormone stimulus; angiogenesis
Cellular component (GO): cell surface; signaling receptor complex; membrane
Molecular function (GO): coreceptor activity
Source: RefSeq, a predicted model, not a curated record